AUAAAUAGCCCAUCAUAACCAAAAUGAGGUCACUGUAUGAAAUAGUAAUAUAGACACGUGGGCGGAAGUGAGCGACGUCAUGAAAACAGUGAGGCAGUGAGGCGGAGGAGCAGCAGCCCGUCAGUCAGUGGAUGUGACACGCUUACAAAUACACAGAAAAGAAGGCAGCGAGCAGCAGGACACCAUGAUCCGGCUCCUGCAGCGGGUUUAGUGUGCUUAGAUUCAACUGGACGGCGGACUUCUUGUGAUAUUUAGUCUCCUCUGAGUCCUCAUCAGCACCAGACAGCACCAUGGUGAAGCAGUCGGACCGAGCCCCGCUACUUGACUGGGAGGAGAUCCCGCCGCCAGAUCCCAACCAGGCGGCCCCAACGCCGCAGCCGCAUCCUCAGCAGCCGCGGGGGGAGGAGGACGCGCCGGCGGAGAAACGUUCGCAGCCAGCCGGGCGACGCACACCGACAGGGACCGCCUCGGCUGGCUGCACCGCCACUAACACCAUCACUACCAGCCCGAUGAGGAGUGUAACAGCUGUUGUUGGCAGCAGGAACGGGAACGGAAGCCCAGGCCGAGCAGAUCUCUCCGGUCAUGGGUGGGACCGCCCGGAGCCUCUCGGUUCAGACCGUAAUGUUCCCUUCUCCGGCCUCUCGGUGAGGGCUCAGUGGGAGGAGAAAGACCAGAUCGUGUCUGUGUUUGUGGUUACCUUUGAUACAAGAUCAGGGAAUAUGGUAGAGUGGUGCCUGCCUCACGAUAUCAACCUGGAUGGAGUUGAAUUCAAGUCGAUUGCCAGCGGUUCCCAUCGGAUCACCAGCGACUUCAUAUAUUUCCGUAAAGGCUGUUACUUCGGCCUGGCCUGUUUCGCCAACAUGCCAGUGGAGAGCGAGCUGGAGCGAGGGGCGAGGAUGAAGUCUGUGGGAAUUCUGUCUCCCUCCUACACUCUGCUUUACCGCUACAUGCCCUUCCUGGAGAACCAAGUCAGACACCAGUUGCAGUGUCCGGGCCAGUAUUCUCCACUGGAGGCCUUCUACGAGGAUAAGAAGGCCGUCCUUCCCCCGACAGGAAAUGGUCUGGUUACCGCUUGCCCGACCUGGAGCGUUACCACCAUCAACCGCUGUAUGCACCCAGAAAUGAAGAUCACCCACCCGGCUGGCUGCAUGUCGCAGUUCAUCCAGUUUUUCGGGGAGCAGAUAAUGGUGCUGUGGAAGUUUGCGCUGCUUAGGAAACGCAUCCUCAUCUUCUCUCCUCCACCUGUAGGCGUGGUCUGCUACAGGGUGUACUGCUGCUGCUGCCUGGCCAAUGUCUCCUUACCUGGAAUCGGCGUCUCUGUGCCUGAAUUGCGGCCUUUCUUCUACGUCAACAUAGCCGACAUCGCUGCCCUGGAAACAGAGCUGUCGUACGUUGCCUGCACAACAGAGAAGAUUUUUGAGGAGAAGAAGGAGCUGUACGACGUCUACAUCGAUAACCAGAAUGUGAAAACACACCGAAGCCAUUUGCAGCCGCUGCUUCGACUGAAUGCAUCGGAUAAGGAGAAGUACAGGAAACUGAGUGAACAGAGGCAAUUGUUGCUGUACUCUCAGGAGGUGGAUGGAGACUGCACAUCAAAUGAAGAGGAUCUUUUCAUUCUGUUCUUCAUGGAGCUGAAUAACCGCAUCUUCCAGACCCUGUCGGACAUAGCAGGGAGCCCCGAUCCCACCCUCACCGCAGAGCACGUGAGGGCCAUGGGGCUGGAUCCCCAGGGCGAUCACUCCUUCCUGGUCGACCUGCUGGAAGUGUACGGCAUCGACGUCACGCUGGUCAUAGACAACCUCUGCUGCACCUGAGCCCCCCCACCCUCCCGCAGCCUGGGAAAGUCUGAACGCCACUGGAUAUUUGUGCCUUCAAGGCCCUCACACACACACACAAAGACACUGAAGACACUGCCUCCACCCUGGGACUUCCAUCUGUCGCCUGCUGUCCCCUCCUGGGUGUCUGUUUUCCCUCUGUGCGUGCCUCAUCUGACCUGUGGAGACUGUUUUCCAAACAGCGUGGAUGAUGAGGACACUUGGUGCACUGGUCCAAAGUGGUUGAUAAAAGCCUGCCUAGCAGACAGUACCGCUUGGCAGCUGCGUGGUCUUUGAGCCAUUCACAUCUUAUGUCACUCAGUGCUGUUUGUUGUCAGAAGUACUUGUUUGCUUGUGUGCGCUUGUUUGAUUUUGAUUCCGGCUGAUGUGGCCAGGGCUGAAGCACUGGAUAAAAAAGUAUGGUCAGGUCUGGUCAUCACAGCAGGAUGAUCGGUCGUUCUCCACUGCACCCUUCACAAUGAAGAAGUCAUUGAAACACACGCAGUCCUGCAGCUUUGGUGUCCACUUAACGGUUCGGCUGGAGAAAAGACUCACAUUCUAUGGGGUAGAUUUUACUGCUGGAAAAUGAAUUUGUGUGCUUCAAAAAGAUUUUAUAGAAGAUUCUAGGCGUCAUGAUGUGCAACAAAUUCAUCCCGCUGUAAUAACAUGCUUGGAUGACUAUGUUUUAGUAAAUCGUAUGCUUUAUUUGCCUUUCAAAAAGGAAGCAAUAGGAGUCUGUGUUAGGUUGAAUCUGCCUUCUCCAUGUACAUGUGUUUUUCCAGUUUUUACUAUUUCUUUCACAAAUGAAAGUGAGCGGCGAGGAUGUUUGUUAUCCUCUUUUUAUAAUGGUGAUGGUUAGUUAUUAUGAAGCUGGCUCUCAGAAUAAGAAGGGGAAAAGCUGUAUGCUCACCUUUUAUGCACCUUCAACAUGAUGUUAAUGUGUCUCUGUGUUCGAUCACAGCCAAAGUGAUGGAGGCGAUCUGGAAACCUUUUCGUUGUGUUACAUGUUUUAUCUUAAGCUGGGGCUCUUGAAUUGCCAAUGAAUGUGACUCUAUAACACUAACUUAUCAUGAAUGCUGCACCCUGUCCAACACUGGACUAUUUCCUGAUGCACACACACAGUGAUCAUGCUUAACUGUACCUUUUUUAUGCUAUGUUUAUGACUUACAGUCGGAGCCAGCAAGUGGUAA
This is a messenger RNA of Sebastes umbrosus (honeycomb rockfish), 3004 nucleotides long. It is a transcript of the gene dennd11, whose product is annotated as DENN domain containing 11. The record is from RefSeq and is a predicted model, not a curated record. Lineage: Eukaryota; Metazoa; Chordata; Actinopteri; Perciformes; Sebastidae. Gene Ontology annotation, cellular component: cytoplasm. The coding region runs from base 291 to 1814 and encodes 507 amino acids. The transcript has 9 exons.